AGGAAACGGGCUCCGUACUUAAUAACCAGAGUUACAUUACAAAAUAUUAAGGUGAACUUGACCAAAUUCUGCUCCAUCAUACAAAUAUUUUUUAAAUCAACCAGUGGGAUUUCGUGGAUUCCUUUUUCUUCAUUUUCUUUGUCUACAUUGAGACUUAAACAGUAAACAGAGGCUCGGUUGUGGUUUGGUUUCUCAGAGGGAAUCCAUGGUGGGCUUUUCCUGACUUACCGUCAGCCCAGCGCACUAAGCUGCUCAGCCUCUGAAUGAACUGAUCCGUCAGUCCGCCUUAAGCACGAGGCCUUUCAGCCUGAUUUAGUGCGGCUUUUAUAUAUUUGAUUUGAAUAUCAAAACAAAAGGAUAGAAUCAAAUAAAUGUUGCAACUGCGUCAUCCAGCAGCCUGCCCUCGUAUCCAUUUAUUUAUUUGUUUAUUUUCUAGCGUCACGUGACCCGCUAAUCCUGCGCGUAUUUCCGCGUGACGAGCUCCUCAUCAAUGACUCCCCAUGGAGGAUCUCCUCCUCCUGCUCCUCCAGCCGCAUCCGCCCGCCCUCCCGCUCUGCACACCGCGUAACCCGAUGCUCUCCUCCUUCUUCACCUCCUCCAUCUGAUUCUCCAUCGAGUGGAUCAGCGGCGGCCGUUGUGGGGGGGCAUCCGGGCAAAGGGAGCCGCGCCGGCGCGCACCGGCCCGCGGACGCCGCACCACGACGCGCCAACGGCGGCAACAUGCUGAGCCGGGUCAAGACCGCCGUGGCCGGCUUCAUGGGCGGCAUCGUGGCCGGGGGCGGCUCCGCGGGGGGCGGCGGCCACGCCGGCGCGGACAUGCCGCUGAAAUUCCCCUACAUGCGGCCGGACUUCCUCGGACUGUCCACGGACGAGAUCGAGUGCUCCGCGGACCACGUCGCGCGGCCCAUCCUCAUCCUGAAGGAGACCAGGAGAUUACCGUGGGCCACCGGAUACGCUGAGGUGAUCAAUGCCGGGAAGAGUGCACUGAACGAAGACCAAGCCUGCUGUGAGGUGGUUGUGGCGAGGAGGAGACCCAUGAGUUACUGUCCACCCUCCACCCCCAGCAAGACCCCCACCGCCAAGAGGAGGAACUCUCUGCCCAACGGAGAAGGCCUGGGGCUUCGGAUGGAGCACAGCAGGAUGGGAGAGGACAGUGAAGGCCUCAUUUUUCACUACUGGGCUCUGUUCGACGGGCACGCCGGCUCGGGUGUGGCGGUCAUGGCCUCCCGCCUGCUGCAGCACCACAUCGCCUGCCAGCUGCAGGCCGUCAUAGAGAUCCUGCGGGACCUGCACUCUCUGCCCCCGACUGUGAUUGGGGAGGAGCCGGACAGUAACCCGUACCUCCAGGGAAGCACCCCGGGGCCGCACAGGUCGCUGAAUCGGGCCGCCUCCCUGCGCGGGGCGGCAGGGGCCCCCAGCUCCCCGUGCAAUACCCCACCUCCCCCACGCUUCUUCACUGAGAAGAAGAUCCAACACGAGAGCCUGGUGGUCGGAGCCAUAGAGAACGCCUUCAAAGAAAUGGACGCCCAGAUCGAGCGAGAGAAGCAGGUCUAUAACAUCAGCGGAGGAUGUACAGCACUCACUGUGGUUUACCUGCAGGGAAAGCUUUUCGUCGCCAACGCGGGGGACAGCAGAGCCAUCAUCAUCAGAAGCAAUGAGAUCAUUUCCGUGUCGACAGAGUUCACGCCAGAAUCAGAACGACGGCGACUUCAGUUCCUGGGUUACAUGCAGCCUCACCUGUUGGGGAACGAGUUCACGCACCUGGAAUUCCCCCGCAGAGUUCAGAGGAAGGAGGUGGGCAAAAGGAUGCUGUACAGAGACUUCACCAUGAACGGCUGGGCGUACAAGACCAUAGAGGAUGAAGAUCUGAAGUUUCCUCUCAUAUACGGUGAAGGGAAAAAGGCUCGAGUUCUGGCCACGAUCGGUGUGACGCGUGGCCUCGGCGACCACGACCUCAAAGUUCACGACUCCAACAUUUACAUCAAGCCCUUCCUCUCCUGUUGCCCUGAGGUGAAGGUGUACAGUCUGGUGGAGUACGAGCACGGCACGGACGACGUUCUGGUGAUGGGAACCGACGGCCUCUGGGACGUCUUAUCCAAUGAGGAAGUAGCAGAAGCCGUCACCUCCUUUCUUGCCAACUGCGACCCUGACGACCUGCACAGGUACACGAUGGCGGCACAGGACCUGGUGAUGCGAGCGCGAGGGAUUCUGAGAGACCGGGGGUGGAGGAUCACCAAUGAGCGUCUGGGCUCUGGAGACGACAUCUCCGUCUUCAUCAUCCCUUUGAUGUACGGCAACCGUCAGCUCUGAUGAGCAGAGGCGCCGCAGCUCAAGAACCCCAAGAGCCUGUAGACUCAGCAGAAACGAUGAGUCAGGAGAAACCUUUCCUGUCCCUCCUGUAGUUCGUUAGAGCAAACAGGUCAAGAGGCGAUGCUGCGGAUGGCCUGUUUACGAAAAAUGCUGCAUCCUUAACUUCCAUAGUUGUAAAAACUAUAAAAAGAAAAGGGGAAAAAAGUUUUUUCCAUGCUUUUUGUUCCCCUCCGUCAUUGUGCUCAGCUCUUCCUUCUUGCCUCGUUCAUGUGGUACUGUCUGUUUUAAAGAAAUACCUCCUUUUUCAUCAUGCGAACUCGGACCAAGCUGACAGGUCAGCUGCUCUUUCUCGUUUUUCGUUUUGUUUUGCCACAGUGUGGCUUUGAAUAUUCCAUCUGAACUGCUUCCAGAAAAGUUCAGGUCCAGAAGGGGCUAAAAAAAAUGAAAAACAAGAUCAACUUCAGUUCUUCUAUUUCUCUCUCGUUUGAAGAGAUACUAGUGGGAAUGGAGAGAUUUUGGAUGAAGAUUUGAUAUGCAAAAAAGUGCGAGUGAAAGUGUUUACAUUACGAGCCAUUUGAUCAAACAAAAGGACUACAAAUGUUGUGGAUUUAAAUCAAGUUUCACUUAAAUUUUUGGACAUUAGAAAGCUAAAAUAUACAUUUUGUAGCUUUAAGGAAAAUCGUGGAAAUAUCGAGAUUUAUAUUGCAAAAAAGAAAAAUAAAGCACAAAUUUUUGUUGAUCAGUAAA
Molecule: messenger RNA, 3057 nt
Organism: Oryzias latipes (Japanese medaka)
Lineage: Eukaryota; Metazoa; Chordata; Actinopteri; Beloniformes; Adrianichthyidae
Product: protein phosphatase 1H
Biological process (GO): protein dephosphorylation
Cellular component (GO): mitochondrion
Molecular function (GO): [pyruvate dehydrogenase (acetyl-transferring)]-phosphatase activity
Source: RefSeq, a predicted model, not a curated record